This is a messenger RNA of Sander lucioperca (pikeperch), 1800 nucleotides long. RefSeq names its product proteasome 20S subunit beta 9a (gene psmb9a). The coding region runs from base 252 to 902 and encodes 216 amino acids. Gene Ontology annotation, molecular function: threonine-type endopeptidase activity. Gene Ontology annotation, cellular component: proteasome core complex. NCBI's taxonomy places the organism in Eukaryota, Metazoa, Chordata, Actinopteri, Perciformes, Percidae. The transcript is spliced from 6 exons. The record is from RefSeq and is a predicted model, not a curated record.
GGUGAAGAGCUGGUUGAAGAGGAGGGACAAUGUAACUUUCAAUUUCGAUUUAAUUCAGGAAAACAUGGAGUCCGUCUGAUGUCUGACCAAAGUCGUCGAAACAGUUUUAGAUUUUUAAAGAAGGGUUUCGACAACGAGAAAACUUUAUAAAAUAAAACCAGUACUGCUCGGCUCGACUGAACCUUUCGGUUUCCGUCCCUGGCAGACAGAAACGGCCAUUGUUGUUACCGGAGUCUCAGCAGAGCAUCAGCAUGUUGAAAGAAACGGGGCCCGAGUGGUUGUCUGAGGAGGUGAAAACCGGAACGACCAUCAUUGCCAUAGAGUUUGAUGGAGGGGUCGUGCUGGGGUCUGAUUCUCGAGUGUCUGCAGGGUCCUCAGUGGUGAACAGGGUGAUGAACAAGCUGUCUCCCCUCCAUGACAAGAUCUACUGUGCUCUGUCGGGCUCUGCAGCAGACGCUCAGACCAUCGCUGAGAUGGUCAACUACCAGCUCGACGUCCACAGUCUUGAGAUAGACGAGGAUCCCCAGGUUCGCUCAGCUGCCACUCUAGUGAGGAACAUCUCGUACAAGUACAAGGAGGAGCUGUCGGCACAUCUCAUCGUGGCCGGCUGGGACAGGAAAAAUAAAGGACAGGUGUUUGCAACCCUGAAUGGUCUCCUGACAAGACAACCUUUUGCAGUCGGGGGCUCUGGCAGCUCAUAUGUUUAUGGGUUUGUUGAUGCUGAAUAUCGAAAGGGCAUGAACAAGGAGGAGUGCCAGCAGUUUGUUGUCAACACUCUCUCUUUGGCAAUGAACCGUGAUGGCUCCAGUGGCGGCGUGGCCUAUAUUGUCUCCAUUGAUGAACACGGCACAGAGGAGAAAGUCAUUCUAGGGAAUGACUUACCAACCUUCUUUGAUCAGUGAUACACAUGUAGUUUUUUUUUCAUCCCUAUUUUGCUAAGCCACUGUUGUGCAGGUUACAAUUAGAUAUUUGUUUUGCUCCCAAUAGUCAUUAUUGCACACGCUUUUUGGUUCAGCUGUCAACUAAUACAGCUUAUAACCUAAAAAUUAAGAAUACUUUGACUAAUAAUUCUAUUUACGAAAAUGCAUUGUUCUAUGAUUCCCAAAGCUAUUUCAAGUGUAACAUUAGGUAGCCUUGGUGUGUGUAUACUGUAAUUUAAAAGCUGCUCACACCCUCAGAUCAUCAGAUAAAGCUGAUUACGUUUGUGGCUCAUCAUUAGGGACUUUGAAAUAUAACAAAGAAGAAGGUUAUCUCACCAGAGGGAUGACAGAAAACAUUUUGUUAGCUCUGUCCCUUCACCAAGUUCAGGACAGCUAUACAGAGGUAGACAUGGAAAUUGCCCCUGUGUCUGUCGAAUGGUCUCUAGCCAUCAGGUCAUUUCCUUCUCUUAAACUUGUUGCAAGACUCAUUUUUCAGUCCAUACGGCUCCAGUUUGUGUUUUAAUGGUCCUGAGUGGCAAAGUAAAUGAAAGUAAAUGCACCUUCCUUUCACAAAACCUGAAGAACCCCCAUAGACUGUAUAUUAACAGUCUAUGAGAAUCCCUGCCGUUCCUUUAUCCUCACUAGUCCCACAGAACACUCCCACACUUUCUCUAACAGCAGCUGUUGUCUGUCAGGUAUUCAGUCUGGCAACAUAUCAGCAAAAAGUGAAAGUCAAAUUUGUUGCACAACCAGAAGAUUAUGUCACCCUUUUUUCUGCACGACAAGAGUGUUUUAGGAUUAAGAUGCUUAUUGAUGGUUUGUCACCUGCAGGAUUUGCCUGAACAUAAGUAAAAGCAUGAUUAAAUUGACAUACAUUUUG